Solanum verrucosum is the source of this 5906-nucleotide messenger RNA. RefSeq names its product DExH-box ATP-dependent RNA helicase DExH17. Gene Ontology annotation, molecular function: nucleic acid binding; ATP binding; protein binding. The transcript has 28 exons. The record is from RefSeq and is a predicted model, not a curated record. NCBI's taxonomy places the organism in Eukaryota, Viridiplantae, Streptophyta, Magnoliopsida, Solanales, Solanaceae. The coding region runs from base 1 to 5796 and encodes 1931 amino acids.
AUGAGGUCUGUUUUAUCCAACUUGAAAGAUAAUGUACACAAGAUCGUCUCUAUUUUGAAUGACUUCACAGAAAAGAGAUUAAUAGUUGAAGGGACCAUUUUUCAUGGGCAGUUGAUAAAAAAAGGUGUUUCAUCACAGAAACACAUUGCCGUUAAGAUGCUUAUUAUGUAUCUUAAAUCAGGAAAACCAAAUGAAAUUGAUCAGAUGCUGAAGGAGUUUGAUGGGUUCAACUUAGUUGUACAUAAUUGUCUUAUUACUGCUAAUCUUGAAUGGGGAAAACUGGACGAAGCUCGUAGACUGUUUGAGGAAAUGCCUAAGAGAAAUGAAGUUUCUUGGACUGCUAUAAUUUCGGGGUUGUUGAGGUCUGGAAAAGUUGAAGAGGCAAUUUUGUACUUUGAGAAAAACCCAUUUCAGAAUCUGUUUUCGUGGACAGCAGUUAUCAGUGGGCUUGUUCAAAAUGGGUUAAGUUUUAAAGCAAUGAAGCUGUUUCUCGAGAUGCUUCAAUCUGGAGUUAUGCCUAAUGCUGUCACUUUUACUUCCAUUAUUAGAGCAUGUGGAGAGUUGGGUGAUUUUAAUUUGGGAAUGUCUGUGUUGGGUUUGAUUGUUAAGAUUGGCUAUGAACGUAACUUGUCAGUUUCGAAUUCUUUGAUCACAUUUAACUUGAGACUAAAUGAUACUGUUUCAGCUAGGUCAAUUUUUGAUAGGAUGCAGAGUAAAGAUGUCGUUUCGUGGACAGCGAUUCUUGACAUGUAUGUUCAGAUGGGAGAAUUGGUAGAAGCUCGUCGUGUCUUUGAUGAGAUGCCAGAAAGAAAUGAAGUUUCUUGGAGUACAAUGAUCUCGAGGUACAGUCAGAGUGGUGAUGCAGAAGAGGCAGUGAAUCUCUUCAUUUGCAUGGUCCGGCAGGGGUUUAAACCAAAUAAGUCAUGUUUUGCUAGCGUAGUAAGUGCAUUGGCCAGCCUGGAAGCUUUAGUAAUGGGAAAGAUUGUUCAUGGACAUAUAUUAAAAAUCGGGAUGGAGAGAGAUGCUUACAUUGGUAGCUCACUUGUUGACCUUUACUGCAAAUGUGGAAGCACCAAGGAUGGACGUGUAGCAUUCGACUCGAUCUUGGAGAAAAAUGUUGUUUGUUGGAAUUCAAUGGUUAGUGGGUAUAGUCUCAAUAACCAGCCCGAAGAAGCUAAGGAGCUAUUUCACAAGAUACCCCAAAAAGAUAACAUCUCAUGGAAUUCACUAAUAACAGGUUAUUUAGAGUAUGAAAAAUUUGACGAGGUUUUUGAAGUUUUCUGUGAGAUGCUUCUGUCUGGAGAACGACCAAGUAAAUCUACUUUCUCUAGUGUUUUAUGUGCCUGUGCGAGCUUAGCUUCACUAGAAAGGGGGAAGAACUCGCAUGGUAAGGCAAUUAAACUUGGUUUUCACUCUGACAUUUUUGUCGACACUGCCCUUGUGGAUAUGUAUGCCAAAUCCGGAGAUGUUGAAAGCGCAAAGAAAAUCUUCAAAAGGAUGCCCAAACGCAACGAGAUUUCCUGGACAGCUAUGAUUCAAGGGCUUGCAGAAAACGGCUUUGCAGAGGAAGCACUUGCUGUAUUUGAAGAAUUUGAACGGACCAAGUCCAUUACACCUAAUGAGCUGCUUAUUUUAGCCGUUUUAUUUGCUUGUUCCCACUGUGGUCUAGUAGAUAAAGGACUUCAUUACUUCAAUUCAAUGAAAAAGCUCUAUAAUAUACAGCCGAACGAUAGGCACUAUACCUGUGUAGUGGACAUGCUGUCUCGUUCAGGACGUCUUUCUGAAGCAGAGAAGUUCAUCUUGGACAUGCCUUGUGAACCAGAAGUUCAAGCCUGGGCAGCUCUCUUAAGUGGUUGCAAAACAUACAGGAAUGAGGUAAUAGCAGAAAGGGUGGCGGAAAAGAUUUCAGAGCUGGCUGAAAAGCACCCUGAAGAAUAUGUGUUGCUGUCAAAUGUUUAUGCUGCAGCUGGCAGAUGGUUAGAUGUCUUAAACAUGAGAAAACAAAUGAAGGAAAAAGGACUGAGGAAAAGCGGGGGAUGUAGUUGGAUAGAAGUGCGGAACCAACCCCAUUUCUUCUAUUCCCAGGAUGGUUCUCACAAUGAGUCCACAGAAAUUUACGGGGUUUUGGAACUAAUGAGGUCAGACAUGCUUCUCACAAUAAUAAUGGAUGGUUAUGCGCUUAAGUCCGUGUCGGACUUGCCUCCUGUUUUCCGUUCAACUUUCAGUUUCAGAUAUUUUAAUUCGCUGCAGAGUGAAUGCUUUCCUGCUUGUUUCCUGUCGGAUGUGAACAUGGUAAUUUCAGCGCCAACAGGAAGUGGGAAAACAGUGCUUUUUGAACUAUGCAUUUUGAGGCUUCUCUCAAGGUUUAUCUCAGGAGAGGGAAAAUUUAUUCACAUGAAGGGGUCUCUGAAGGCUAUAUAUGUUGCACCCUCAAAAGCACUGAUACAAGAGAAGCUUCGUAAUUGGAACCAGAAGCUUGGUUCAUGGGGGAUAAAUUGCUUGGAACUGACAGGGGACAAUGAGAACUACAAAAUCACAGAUAUACAGGACGCUGAUGUAAUUCUUACCACUCCUGAGAAGUUUGAUGCUGUGACUCGUUAUCGCAUAAAUAAUGGAGGCCUGAGUUUUUUUGGUGAUAUUGCAUUGGUGCUAAUUGAUGAAGUCCAUUUGUUGAAUGAUCCUCGUGGAGCAGCUUUGGAGGCAAUUGUCAGUAGAAUUAAAAUGCUUUCUCGCAAACCUGAACUGAAAUCAAGUGCUCUAGCUAAUGUCCGUUUUUUGGCUGUUUCUGCAACCAUUCCCAACAUUGAUGACCUUGCAGAAUGGCUCAUGGUCCCCAGGCAAGGAGUAAAAAGGUUUGGGGAAGAAAUGAGACCCGUGAAGUUGACUACCAAAGUUUUUGGAUACACUCCCGCAAAGAAUGACUUUCUAUUUGAAAAGCGCCUACAGAACUUUGUCUUCGAUAUCCUCAUGCAACAUUCUAGAGGAAAAUCUGCUCUAGUUUUUUGCUCAACCAGAAAAGGAGCACAAGAGGCAGCACAACAGCUCUCUCAGACAGCAAUGACCUUUGGUCAUUCAAAUCCUUUCAUCAAAAGCAGAGAGCAACAAGAAAGGUUGAGGGAAGCUUCACUAUCAUGUAGUGACAAACAAAUGCAGUCUUAUAUUCUUUAUGGUGUUGGUUAUCACAAUGGUGGUCUUUCCAUGAACGACCGCAACCUCAUUGAAGGCCUCUUUCUGAAUGGUGAUAUUCAAGUGCUGUGCACUACAAAUACUCUUGCCCAUGGAAUUAAUCUACCAGCACAUACCGUUGUGCUUAAAUCAACUCAGUACUUCAAUAAGGAAAAAGGGACUUACAUGGAAUAUGACAGAUCAACCGUCCUGCAGAUGUCAGGAAGAGCAGGUCGACCACCAUUUGAUGACACGGGAAUGGUCAUAAUCAUGACCAGAAAAGAAACUGUUCACUUGUACGAGAAUUUAUUAAGUGGAUGCGAAUUGGUGGAGUCACAAUUGCUUCCAUGUAUUACAGAGCACCUAACAGCAGAGAUUGUUCAACUGACCGUGUCAGAUAUAACAGGAGCAAUUGAAUGGAUGAAAUGCUCAUUUUUGUAUGUUAGAAUAAGAAAGAAUCCAGAGAAAUAUGCAGUAAGGAAGGGGCUAACUGGCGACCGUUUAGAGAGGCAUAUGCAAGAUAUUUGUGUUCAGAAUGUAAAUGAGUUGUCAAGGUAUCAAUUGAUUUGGACAGAUGAAGAUGGUUUCCUCUUAAAGCCUCUUGAACCUGGAAAGUUGAUGACGAAAUAUUAUCUGAAAUUCGACACGAUGAAGCACAUCAUGCAAGCCCCUGGAAACUGUAGCAUAGAGGAUGCACUUCAAAUCAUUUGCCGUGCUGAGGAACUUAGCUGGAUACAACUGAGGCGCAAUGAGAAGAAGCUCCUGAAUGACAUAAACAUUGACAAAGACAAUAGGCUCCGCUUUCACAUCCUUGGGGACAAAGAGAAAAGAAAAAAGCGGGUCCAAACCAAAGAAGAGAAGAUAUUUGUUUUGGCAAACGACUGCCUAACGGGGGACCCUUUGGUCUUUGAUUUAUCCCUUAGCCAGGACGUGAACUCUAUAUGUGCAAAUGGCUAUAGAAUUGCAAAGUGCAUGAAAGAGUAUUUCCUUUACAGGAAGAACUAUCGAGGAGCUUUGAGUUCAGCACUUCUAACCAAAUCCUUGUAUCAAAAGGUCUGGGAUGAUAGUCCAUACUUGCUGAAACAAUUACCUGGUAUUGGAAUGGUGACAGCAAAGGCACUUCAUUCAAUGGGAGUAAAAUCAUUUGCCUCACUCUCCGAUGCAGAUCCAAGGAAAAUAGAGAUGGUCACUGGCAGAAAAUAUCCUUUUGGGAAUCAUAUAAAAGAGUCAUUACUAUCGUUACCCCCAGAAAUUGAGAUGAGGGUUGAGGAAACUGAGAGCCAAAGGCAAGGGAAGUCCAAGGUUAUGGUAACACUGACUAGGUUGUCACAACCUGCUCAAACAACUAAACGACAUUAUGCUGAUAUGGUGGUUGGCGUUGAAGAAGAUAAUCUGGUACUGUUUCAUGAGAAAAUAAGGGUGGAUGAAUUUCCUAGCCCUUAUAGCAAGACAGUUAUGGUGCCAAGUCCCCAGCAAGGGAAGCUGACUGUUAAAGCAGAUCUGAUAUUUGAUGAAUUUAUUGGUGUUGAUCUCCAUCAAAAGGUUUUAUUGAUAAACAUGGUUGACCAUAAUUUUGUGAUGAAGUACAGAACCAAGCAACCCUCUUCCUUCCAGAACAAUGAUGUCUGCAUCAUAGAGGACACACAAGAUGCAGCUCAAGCAUCAUGCCAAGUGUCUCACAGUUUAGCUGAAGCUGGUUGGAGCUCAGACAUGCCCAGUUUCAAGCUAAUAGAUGAAGAUCUAGACGAAGUGGUACUUGCUGCUGCAGUCGAAGAUGAUGAAUGCAGAAUCAUAAACGAAAAUACAAUAUUUGACCAUAUACGUGAAAAGGCUAAACACCUCCCUGCUUUGACCUCACUGAAAGGUACAUGUUUACCAUCAUUAGAGACUUUGAAUCUCAUCAGAAAGCGCACUCGCGAGAAGCAGCUUCUUGUUGAGAAUGCUGUAGGAGUAUCUGAAGAAGUGAGAAGAACCAAAGUCCCAUGUCACAACAUGGUCAUUCAAUCUGCACAAUAUAUUGAUCUAGAAGAAAAUAGACCAUUUUCUAACAAAGAUCAGAGACCAUAUAGCCAUCACGUCUCUAAUGCCAUUUACCUGCCUGAUGAGAGAGGUGAGCUUUUCUUUGAAACUGGGAGUGUUCCAUCUGAAACAAUUGCUGAAGAAAUGAUAUUCAAAUAUAACCCUAUAGAUUCUAAGAUGUUCCACAGCUUUGAGAAUGUGAAGAACACAGAACCCAAGUUACUCAAUAUGGCCAAUGGAACCUGCAUAAUUCACCAACCUGAGCACAUUUCUUCCAGCUUUGGGUUUCAAGAGACAACUCCAACAAAAGUUACGAAAAAUGCAGCAAGUAAACAAAUUGAAGAGGUUGAGGAUCUAACUAUUCAUGGUUACACCCCUGGUACAAGUGAAAAAACUGAUCUUUCUAUGGAAACCUCGAGAAAAGAUGCAGAGGGAAGAUCAAGAUUGUUGUCAGCUGCAGAUGCUUACUUUAUUAGGAAUAAAGGUGGAUAUCCACUACGUUCUCCAAGUUUCAAGGAACAACAGGGCACUUCUUCAGUACAAGUUGGAGAAAUCAGUCAACCUAAUCCCUUUCUUGGGUUUAAAAGCAUUUUUACAUUUCUGUUCGAGUGAACAUGGUGGUAUCUAGGAUAUGUUGAAUCCAAUGACUUGCUUUGUCAGCUAUAUUGAGAACUAUGUGUUUAAAAUUUGUUUGGUCUCCUUUACUUGGUUAGAUAAAAUUA